Molecule: messenger RNA, 1864 nt
Organism: Mangifera indica (mango)
Lineage: Eukaryota; Viridiplantae; Streptophyta; Magnoliopsida; Sapindales; Anacardiaceae
Product: ribosomal RNA small subunit methyltransferase E
Exons: 9
Coding region: 341-1198 (285 amino acids)
Biological process (GO): rRNA base methylation
Molecular function (GO): rRNA (uridine-N3-)-methyltransferase activity
Source: RefSeq, a predicted model, not a curated record
CAAAGUGUGUAAAAUCCUCUUCUUGUUCGAUCCAUGACUGCAUGAUUCUUUCAGGUUUUCUGUGGAUGUGGUGAGGCAGCAACUAUUUCCUUCAUCGGAGCUUGAACUUUUCCUCAAAUAUUGUCUUUCCAAAAGGCAUAUCAUCGAACAGCUGGCAUGCAAGUAUACAUUCUCAGCUCUCAUACAAAAGCCACAAUUUCAAUUCCAGUCAAAGCCGCAACGUCAUCGUAUCGGUUCGAUAGAUAAAAUGACCUCAUUUUAAAAGCUGCAUUUGAGGAUCAUUGGCAUUUCCCAACUACAUUCUUCAUCAAGAGAAACUGGACGGCGAGACUUGGCACAGAUGCGAAGCUUUGCGGCCGCAGUACGACCUUGUUUUGUUCAGCUGGUGAACCGUCCACCGUUUAGAAUAAGAGCAUUUUCUCGUUCAUCCGAUUACCCUAACCAAUCACGCGGUUCUCUUCCUCGCUUCUUCUCCCAAGUUCUUCCUUCUUCCAAGGGAGGCGUUGUUCGCGUAGAUGGAGAUGAAUUUUGGCAUAUGACUAAAGUCUUAAGGUUGACCACCAACGACAGGGUAGAGCUUUUCAAUGGGAAAGGAGGUUUGAUACAAGGUUUUAUACAAAGGAUUGACUGCACAGGAUUGGAUUUUGUGGCACUGGAGGAUCCAAUUGUAGUUCUUCCUCAAACUACACAAUGGCAUGUGUUUGCUGCUUUUGGUACUCUUAAGGGUGGUCGAGCUGACUGGCUUGUGGAGAAAUGCACAGAGCUUGGAGCUCAUAGUGUAACCCCUUUGCUGACUGAACGUUCACCUGCAAUCUCAGAAAAUCGAGUGGACAGAUUGCAGCGUGUUAUCUUUGCAGCAUCUAAACAAUGUCAACGGUUGCAUGAAAUGGCUUGGAAUCCUCCUAUGAAAAUUGAUGGCCUUUUACCUCUUGUUGCCCAGUCAAAGCUAUCUUUUGUUGCAUUAGCAGAAGCUACUCCACUUGUCAGUGCAUUGGCUUCAUCAAGAAAAGAAUCUAGUGGGCUGAUAGUUGUUGGACCAGAAGGGGACUUCACUGAGAAGGAGGUGGAUAUGAUGAUGAAAGCAGGUGCUACAGCUGUUGGUCUUGGGCCACAUCGCUUGCGUGUUGAAACUGCAACAAUGGCUCUUUUAGCAACUCUAAUGUUAUGGUCAGACUCUCAGCAAACAUCAAACUCUUAAUCAAUCUUUCAGGUGUAUCCCUUUCAUUCUUGACAUUUUCCAUCUAAUUCCUUGCUAGAUGGGUAACAUUUUUUUUAGACAAUGGCUAAAUGUACUGAGAUUACAUUUUGCUUUUGUAUGGGAUCUAAUUGUGAGUUAAUGCAAAAACAUCUUACAGCAGGCGGAAUUGGCGGAGAGAGAUGAGUAUGAAUAAUUAAGUUUACUUUUAGCCAAUAUCUGGCCUUUUUACUUUAAUUUGAGCUGAUUGACUAUUAGAGGGGAAUUAUAAACUGUCCAUCUUUUGGGGGGCCCAUGUGCACCUGAUGCAUCAGUCCAUUAGCUGAAUCAGACAAUUGCAAGGCUUGGGCUGAGGUGUUGCCACAAGAACUGGGCUUGUUCAUCUAUGCCUCUGACCAACUGGAUUUCCCAUGAAUAAAACAUAAAAUAUAAUUUUAGCCUACACAACCUAUCAACUGACUAGGCUUCGAUUUGAUAUGUAUUAGAUCAUAAGCUCUUUUGUUCACAUGACAGGCUUGGAAUGGCGAUUGCAUUGCUAACUUCUUGUUACUGUAAACUAACAGGAUUUUGAUAAAUAUUUAGAUGGAAAUAUUGUAUUAUCAUAAAGAUGUAUUAAGCUUGUUCUCUACACGUUGAUUCCUCUAUGCACCAUACCAUUUUUUAUUUUUA